Messenger RNA from Pseudozyma flocculosa PF-1, 2472 nucleotides. RefSeq lists its product as uncharacterized. Gene Ontology annotation, molecular function: metal ion binding; ATP binding; methylcrotonoyl-CoA carboxylase activity. The record is from RefSeq and is a predicted model, not a curated record. The coding region runs from base 1 to 2472 and encodes 823 amino acids. Gene Ontology annotation, cellular component: mitochondrion. Lineage: Eukaryota; Fungi; Basidiomycota; Ustilaginomycetes; Ustilaginales; Ustilaginaceae. The transcript has 2 exons.
AUGCUGCCAUCCGCAAUCAAGGCGCAGCUGCGCUCCUCGCGACCGCGGGCGUUGGCCGCCGUCGCCGUGUCGGCCAAGCCUUCGUCUGUCGGCCUCUCGCGGUUGCUUCCGGCCGGCGCGGCCCUCACUCCGGCUCUCGGUAGCGUGCCGUCGGCUUCGGUCCGUUCCGCCAGCCUCGCGACGCUCUCUUCGCACACGUCGACGUCUGCCAGCGGCGCGUCGGACCACCCGCUCUCGAGCGGCAGCACCGGCAGCGGCAGCAGCAGCGGCAGCAGCGCCGGCAGCCUGGGCCACCUUCCGCUGCCGCGCAAGAUCCUCAUCGCCAACCGCGGCGAGAUUGCGUGCCGCAUCAUGCGCACCUGCCGCUCGCUCGGCAUCCAGACGGUGGCCGUCUACUCCGAGGCCGACGCCAAGAGCAUGCACGUCGCCCUGGCCGACGAGGCCUACUGCAUCGGCCCCGCCGCCUCGGCCGAGUCGUACCUGCGCAUGGACCGCAUCGUCGCCGUGGCCAAGCAGACGGGCGCCACCAUGAUCCACCCCGGCUACGGCUUCCUCUCGGAAAACGCCGCCUUUGCCAACCUGCUCGAGAGCGAGGGCAUCGAAUUCAUCGGCCCGCCCGCCUCGGCCAUCGAGAGCAUGGGCAGCAAGAGCCGCAGCAAGGAAAUCAUGCUCGCCGCCGGCGUACCCUGCGUGCCCGGAUACCACGGCAGGGACCAGAGCAUCGAAAAGCUCAAGCAAGAGGCCGAAAAGUGCGGCUACCCGCUCCUCAUCAAGGCCGUCAAGGGCGGCGGAGGCAAAGGAAUGAAGGUCGUCGAGAACAAGGAAGAGUUCGAGGAGCAGCUCAUGAGCGCCAGGCGCGAGGCCGAAAAGUCGUUCGGCGACACCGACGUCCUGCUGGAGCGCUACCUGCAGCGACCGCGCCACGUCGAGGUGCAGAUCUUUGCCGACAAGCAUGGCGACGCCGUCUACGUGUGGGAGCGCGACUGCUCGGUGCAGCGGCGCCACCAGAAGAUUAUCGAGGAGGCGCCCGCGCCCGGCCUGCCCGAGGCGCUGCGGCGCGACCUGGGCGAAAAGGCCGUCGCCGCCGCCAAGGCCGUCAACUACGUCGGCGCGGGCACCGUCGAGUUCAUCCUCGACGCCGAGACGCUCGACUUCUACUUUAUGGAGAUGAACACGCGCCUCCAGGUCGAGCACCCGGUCUCGGAAAUGAUUUCGGGCCAGGACCUGGUCCAGUGGCAGCUCGAGGUGGCCGCGGGCAACCGGCUGCCGCUGACGCAGCAGCAGAUGCCCCUCGUCGGCCACGCCUUUGAGGCGCGCAUCUACGCCGAAAACACGCGCGGAGGCUUCCUGCCCGACGUCGGCACGCUGCGCCACGUCCGACUGCCCACGCUCUCGGACAGCGUCCGCGUCGACACGGGCUUCGACACCGGCGACGACGUCUCGGUCCACUACGACCCCAUGAUUGCCAAGCUCAUCGUCAAAGGCCGCGAUCGCGACGAGGCGCUGCGCGUCCUCACAAAGGCGCUCGAGGAGUACGAGGUCGUAGGGCCCAUGACCAACAUCGAGUUCCUCAAGAACCUCGCGCGGCACGAAGCCUUUGUCGCCGGCAAGGUCGAGACGGGCUUUAUCCCAAAGUACGGCCACGAGCUGCAGCCGCCCAUCCCGGCCCCCUCGCCCACCGAGCUGGCCCAGACGGCCCUCUACCUCUUCCUGCGCGACCGCGACCUUGCUGCUGCUGCUGCUGCUGCUGCUGUCGCUGCGCCGGCUUCGACCUCGGCCAACGCCAACGCCAACGCCAACCCGUGGCACACGUCGACGUUUUCCUCUGUGCGCCUGUCGGCGUCGCAGCCCGCCCAGCGCACCUUCCAGUUUGGCUACGUGCUCGACACGACGGCGCAGGGAUCGUCCGAGGUGGCCACCGUGACCGUGACGCCGCUGUCGCCGUCGCACUUUGACCUGGCCAUCACGCCGUCUGAGGCGGGCGAGACGGUGACGUACCGCAACAUUUCGGCCAGCCUCAGCGGGGCCGAGGAGAUUCUCACCUCGGGACUCGUCUCGGCAGCGGCGGGCCAAGGCCAGGGCGGCGACGGCACGGCGCCGCGGCUGCGCUCGACGAUCAUCUCGCGCGCCACGUCGACGACCGAGAAGCUGGACCUCUUCCUGGGCGGCAAGCAGACGACGCUGUCGCUGCUGGCGCCCGGCUGGCUGGCCAAGCUGCUGGGCCGGUCCGAGGCAAAGGGCGCCGUCGUGUCGCCCAUGCCGAGCAAGGUCGUCGACGUGCGCGUCCAGGUGGGCGACGUGGUGCGUCAGGGCGACGUCGUCGUCGUCCUCGAGGCCAUGAAGACGGAGCACUCGCUCCGCGCCCCCAAGGACGGCAAGGUCAAGAGCCUCAAUGCCAAGGCCAAGAGGGGCGAGCUCGUCGGAGAGGGCGUCGAGCUGGUCCUGUUUGAGGAGGAGGAGGCGUCGUCGUAG